This is a messenger RNA of Monopterus albus (swamp eel), 3328 nucleotides long. It is a transcript of the gene gas2l3, whose product is annotated as growth arrest-specific 2 like 3. Gene Ontology annotation, cellular component: actin filament. Gene Ontology annotation, molecular function: cytoskeletal adaptor activity; actin filament binding; microtubule binding. Gene Ontology annotation, biological process: actin crosslink formation. The coding region runs from base 168 to 2219 and encodes 683 amino acids. The record is from RefSeq and is a predicted model, not a curated record. The transcript has 9 exons. Lineage: Eukaryota; Metazoa; Chordata; Actinopteri; Synbranchiformes; Synbranchidae.
GAACCACAGAGGCAGGACCUGAGCGCUCGGCAUAUCACAGAUUUGGCUCAGUGUUGAUGAAGACAUGCUUUUGAGGCUGAUUAGAGUUGUGUGGUGCAGUUUCCUUGCUCGGUGGCAUAAUGUUUUUGUUUUGAGAAUGAAGAAGUGAAUCAUCUGUCAUUGCAGUCAUGGCUGUCCAGGCUAGCGUACAGGCAUGGCUUGGUGAGAAGUUUGAUGCUCCGUUGCUGAGCCCUCGUAGCCCAUUAGCACAGCGGCACGGCCCUGGCCUUGCCAACGUCUUUCAUUAUGACCAGUGGCUAGCAGUGCGACAUGAGGCCACCCUGGUGCCCAUGCAGGAGGAUCUGGCCAUUUGGCUCACUGGCAUGCUGGGAGAGGAGGUGAGAGCUGAGUUUUUCAUGGAGGAGCUGAAUAAUGGUGUGAAGCUCUGCCAGCUUAUCGGUGUACUGCAGACCAAGAUCGCCCAGAGCUACCCCUCUGCAGUCACCAAGCUCUUCCCCACAAGAAAGGUUGCAUGUAAGCAGGAUGCCUCCCCGGGUUCCUUCUUUGCCCGGGACAACACAGCCAACUUCCUGGCCUGGUGUCGACACAUUGGUGUAGAGGAGACCUAUCUGUUUGAGUCGGAGGGCCUUGUUCUGCACAAGGAGCCUCGACAGGUUUGUCUCUGUCUGCUGGAGAUCGGCCGCAUUGUCUCCAAGUAUGGCGUGGAGCCUCCAGUGCUGGUGAAGCUGGAGAAGGAGAUCGAGCUUGAAGAGUCUCUGCUGAUGACAGAGGAGCUACCUCCAGCUGUCAAAACGUUCAGCGUGUGUUGCCAGCAUGAUGGCCUGUACCAGUCUGGGGAGCACAGCAUGGAAGACCUGCCCUGCAACUGCUCCAACAGAGUUUCCAUUGAGUACCUGUCUGAGGGCCGCUACAGACUGGGAGACAAGACGAUCUUUAUUCGAAUGCUUCAUGGUAAACAUGUAAUGGUGCGUGUAGGUGGAGGCUGGGACACUCUGCGCGGUUUCCUGAUGAAAUAUGAUCCUCUUCGAGCGCUGCAGUUCACCACACUGGAGCAGAAGAUCCUGGCCUUCCAGAAAGGCCCCCCUGGCCUGGGAGGUCACCAUAGCAAUGCAGCUCCACCUCCUCCUCCUAACAUGGACCUGCUCACUGCUGUCAAUGACCUCAUCUCCUCCCCUUCAUCCUCUUCCACCUCUUCAUCUACUUCCUCCAGCUCUCUCUGUAAGCCAUAUGUGACUGCUGCAGGUCCGAUGUGUCGGUUGCACACUGCCUCCCCAGCCUGCACACCCACGCUGCCCAGAACGGGUGCUGCCAGAGCAACCAAGAAGAACUUCCAGAAGGUGCCUUCCUCUCCCAGGAAGCCUACCCAGCUGCCCCUGCCCAUUAAUACCAAAGGCUCCUCCUCUCUGCCCUCUAGGCCUGUAGGAAGCUCUUCCAAACAGUCUCCCAGUCCAGGAUGUCAGGUUGUGCAGGCCCAGAGCAGAGCUCUGAUUCCAUCAGCAGCUCCAUCAGUUGACCCUGGAGAUCCCAAUUCUGCCUCCAAACUGAAGGUCAGACCUUCACCAUGUAAAACCACCUCUCAGCCUAGGAGCCCUGUCUGCCCUGAGCCAUCUUCUAAAUGCCUCAAACCCUCCAGCCCCUGCACCUCACCCACCACUACCUCUGUGCCUCACCCUAUACAGGGACCCACCCCUAAAGAUGCACGGACGCCACUGGGUGCCAACCAGCACUCUCGCCUUGCACAGUACCGCCCCGGCUCCCCAGCCUCGCGUCUCCGUCUAGAGGCAGCCAGGAGAGCGCGUAUGGCCAGGGUUGCAGUGAACCCUACUCCAAGAGCGACAACACCACAGUCCCGGACCCCCACCCCCAGCUCCUUGGCGCUGUCAAAAACUGCCAAAGUUGCUGAUGCUGCCCCACCACAAGGUACUUCUGUCCACGGGCAGCUCCCAGGGAGAAACCUGGGCCCUCCUCCCGCUAGAAAAGCUAAUCAGAAAACACAAUUCUCAGCACAGAGGGUUGGGCAGAAAGCAGUCACGACUAACCCUAUCAAUGGAAAGUCAACUCUAAAACCUGAACCGGCUCCAUCUCGAGCUGUGGCCCCCAAAAAAAUGAGCCCUGGCACUGAACUGGUACUCGGCAUCAGUAAAAAGAUCCCUCAGUGCAAGGGCAAAAAUGAAGACCCUUAUUUUGAAAUGAACACUAAGAAGAGGCAGAAGACUUAAGGGGUCGAUCUCUGAAGACUGUUGUCACUAACCCUAAAAAAACAACCUUAUUUAAGCAUUUGUCUGGAAACUUGUUUUUAUGUUAAAUUUUUUUUUUUUAUUCAAAAGGGUCAAAGAUAUGCUUUUUAUUUCAUCUGUGAUUAAUUAAUGGUCUCUUAUUUGAGAGUUCUGCUCCAUAUACCUUGAUUAACACUAAAACUUGCACAAUGUUUAGUUUCACUUUCUUUACAUGCACAGCCAUUACUAAUUGUCUGAACUGGUUUUUAAAGAAUGAAGGAUAGACUUUCAUAGAAAAAUUGUGUUCAAACAUUGACCUUCAAAGCUUUUUAGCUCAGCAAAAGGUCACAGGAAUGCAGCCAUGAUUUAGGAAAAUGCACUUAGGUGAACAUUUGCAGGAGAAAGAUCUUUUUCUUCAAGGCAAGGCAGCUUCUGUGUCCAGUUUUAUUCAGCAUGUUGCCAAAGCUUUUUGGAACCUCAGUAAUACAACUGGAACAUGACUCAUGGGUUCUGAUGAACUGUUUCUCCAGUGAGAACACUUUUUCCACUGGUGGAUGACCAGGCACAACACUUGUCUGAUUAAUUUCAUAUAAACUGUAUAUGGGGUUCAUCUUGAUGAAUAGUCCUUCCUAUUGUGUGCCUUCAUCAGAAAUCUCUCAUCUAUAGAGGUAUUAAAAUGUAGGCAUGAUGGGUUGGUGGUGAUGAGGAAUGGGGGGGUCGGGGGGCAUGGUUUUUACUGAUUUAAAAUUGCACAAACGUGUACAAGCACUCAUGAUUUAGGUUUCUCAGAAAAGCCUGAGUCUCAGAUGAACUACUGAUCAAAUGCCUCUGCUUUUUAGCUGAAAACAUAGCAGCCAGAGUCCUUUUAGAGGAGAAUCUACUUGGUAUUAGCUAUUUUUUAUAUGGAUUCAAGUUUUUGUAUAUAAAAAGAAUCCAGUUUUCUGUGUGUGUGUAUAAAGAACAUGCAUUAUCAGCGAGGCUUCUUUUUCUUGGUUGGCACUUUACAGAAAUCCAUGUUUGUUACAAUUUUGAAUGUUGAUUCUGUCAGUUGUCUCUUGUUCCAGCAGUCUUCUGCCAUUUUAAUUAAUAAAUGAACAUGUGUUUCAAAGACA